UUAGGACUACAAAUCUCAGGAAGCUGGUGGGUGAUGAAUGAAAACCUUAGUCCCACUGGCACUGCAGGAGGGCCAGGAGAGCAGUGGCAUCAUAAGCCACAGGGUGGGGCAGCCCAGGCAGUGGGGGAGGGGCGACAGCCAUACUGGGGCAUUGUGAGGUGUGGGGAGGGGCAUUGUGAGUCAGACCUUGGCUUGGCUUCCACCUGGGCCAGUGGGCUUCAGUCUGUAGGUGACUGCAGAAGGAGCAGCAGCUCCUUUUGUACUCUCUUCAGGCAGUUGUUGUAUCUCUCAGCGCUUGUUGGGUUCCCAACCUAUUAAAUUAGCCAUCUGUUUUUGACCCUCCCAGACAAGUCAACUCAGGAGAGGCGGCAGGGUGCGGGCCUUGGCCCGAGCCCCGGCUGGGGCCGGGCUGUGGGGUGGGCAGGCGAGCCGCAGGCAGGACCAUCUCUGAAAGUGCGGCAUAGCCUCGGCCUAGGGCAGCAGGAGUGCCUGGCCAACACUGUGAGCGGAGGUACAGGUGGCAGCAGACAGGAGUAGAGGUGCCCAAUGGGGAGCAUACUGAGCUGCUGUGUGUGCCCCAAGUUCUGCCAAGAGUUGGACCUGGAUGAGGGGUCAGGGCGUCCUCCAGAAUCUGAAAUCUGUGAGGCAGCAGCUGAGGACACCACAGCAGCAGUGCCCACGGCUGCUGCCGUAGAAACUGCCGAGUUGACUGUUGAAGCUGGUGAGGGCCAUCCUGUGCACGACAUCUGUGAUGGGGAGAUGCCUGAAGAUAGGGCUUUGGAGUCUGACCCUUCUGAUCAUCCAGAAGCUAAGAAAUCUCAAGGAGAUGAUGUGGCAUUAGAGUCCAGCCCUUCUGAAGCAAGGACAUCCCAAACAGCAGAAGAAAUAGGAGAAAACAGCAGUACAAACCAUAUACAUAUGGAUCGUUUUUCCUUGAAGUUCAGCUCAUGCUCAACCAUUUUCGUAGAAGACAGCACAGCCAGCUUGCCUCACCUUAAAACGACACUAAAAUCGUGAGUACAACUAUACUGCCAAGGGACAGAUUAAAAUUAUUUCAGCCACUUGGUUUUCCUCUUCAAUCAGUUUAAGAAAUUGGAGUCAACUAUAUGUCGAUACCAGAUUCUAAAUAUUAAGUAUCAAUUUCCCUUUUCAUCUUCUACAUCAUGGUGGAAGGAAAAAUCUCUUAGCAAAUAAGCAAUUUCAGAAAAAGUGUUGCUAUUUAUUUGAUGCCUUUAUGCUUUAAGAGAAUGUUGAAUGCAGUAGGAAGGACAGGUUCCCUUUAUUGAAUGUUUUUUGUGAAAAAUUAGUUUCUCAAUGUGUUGCAGGCCUAAGUCAAUGUGUACUACUUUGGACAUUAGUCUUAGAAGAAGGAACAGCUUUU
Molecule: messenger RNA, 1381 nt
Organism: Sapajus apella (tufted capuchin)
Lineage: Eukaryota; Metazoa; Chordata; Mammalia; Primates; Cebidae
Gene: AGAP4
Product: ArfGAP with GTPase domain, ankyrin repeat and PH domain 4
Exons: 6
Coding region: 547-1017 (156 amino acids)
Biological process (GO): regulation of protein kinase activity; regulation of canonical Wnt signaling pathway
Cellular component (GO): plasma membrane
Molecular function (GO): cyclin-dependent protein serine/threonine kinase activator activity
Source: RefSeq, a predicted model, not a curated record